AUGCAGGCGUCGAUGAUGACGCGUUCGCUUUACGUGAGCGCCAAAGAUCGGCAGGCCGAAGUUGCACGACGACGUAAGGAACGGGAAGACCAAGUAAAUCAGGAGUAAGUGCUGAAUAUUAAAAAAAGAUUUAUGUGGAAUAUUAUUUGCAACUAAUUUAUUUUUUAGAAGGGAAGAAAAAAUCAGACUGGCACAAGAACGUGCUCAGCGUGCUUUGCAGCGAAAGGAACAAGGACUGAAGGAGAAGAUCACAAAAAACAAAGCACAAGAACUGGAGAAGAUAAAGGAGAUUCAGCGCAAAAGGGCCGAGAACGAGAAACGACAACUGGAAAAACAAAAAGUGAGCAAAAAAAUAAAUUUUUUAAAAUAAAGCAGGACUUAACAACUAAUACUUUAGGCGAUUCAGAAGAAAUCAUCGAGUUCUCGUGUGUCUCCACAACGUCAUUCAAAGAAUCCGGUGGCGUUUGGGUCUGGAGUACCAAGGAAACUAGACUUUGGAUCGGCUUCGCGGGUUUCUCAAGGUAGUCAGAAGUCAUCACCAGCACAAGCAAAGACACCGCUACGAAGAGUGGCAGGACCGUCUACACGGAACGUGAUGACUGCUUCUGUAUACUCUCCACCGUCGCGUCCGGUGGUAAGGUCGGAGCCUAAGAAGUUGCCCGCUUCCAUGACUAGGUCUAUGUACUCACCUUCUACAUCACGACCGGUCAAGAAGGUAAACCAGCUUAAUGUCAGGGUAAAUUUUAUUAUAACUUAUUGUAUUUGUUGUUUAACACUGUCGGUAUGAAAAUUGUAUGAUAUAGUUAUAUACAUUUCAGCCUGUUUUCCUUACACGACGAAAGUCAGCCGGGACACCGAAUGCCAAGAGCUUGAAAGUUGUGGAGAAGGUUGCUUUGACUUCUGAGAACAUCACCAACGUAGACAGCAACGACUCAGGGGCUGGAACGUCGGCCAAUGCUUCUACAGAGUCUAUUGUUGUCCCGACACCUCAUCAACAUGAGUAUAAGGACAGUGAUAAUGAAAGCAGUGGGACGGUCAACUUGGCUAACCCAACAGUCAAUUUAGACAAAUUGAUGGAUGCUUCGUUGGAUAACAUCGCCGAGAUCGAGAAGACCGACCAUGUCAAGACUGAUGAGGAGAUCCAAUCAGUUGGAGAAGUUUCUGAAAAGACAAUUGAGGUUUCAGCACCCGUUGUUCAACCGGUCGAAGAAACUACCGCUGCUCAGCCAAUGGAAGAAAUUCCUACUCAAAAAGUCGAAGCAGUCACCACCGUUCAACCAAUGGAGGAAGAAAGUAGAGAACAAAAUUUGGCUCCUACUGAAGCGUCUACAUUGGCCAAGGAAAGUAAUGUAAGUUUACUUGGACGUUUUUACAGUAACAAAAAUUAUAAACAAUCAUGAAAGUUUUAUUUAGGAAGAACCAUUAAAAGAUGUAACAGAAGAAAGUAAAGUGGAUGACAAAGUGAAGGUUGAAGAAGAAGAAAAGGAGGUUGAUAUGACUGCUGACCUCUUUGCCCACAAACAGCCCAUUGAAAAUGAUAUCGUGGCACCAAAGGAACCGACUGAUGUAUUGUUCAAUGAGGUUAAUGAACGUCAAGUAAGUAGUUUUUUUUCUAGCUAUUUUAACCUGAUUUUUAAAGUUUGUCGAUUUAUCUUGCAAUUUUGUGUAAUUUUGAUGGACUUUAGGAUCUUCCACUAGCUACGGAAGAAACUAAUGUUGACGAAAAACUGAAAGAAGAAGACAACCUGCUGGUUCAAAAUGAUGUUCAAGUCUCAAGUUCUCCAGUACAAGAGCCCGAAUCGUCUCCAGUUAAACUCAUCGCCGAACCACAAGUUAAGGUAAGACUUUUCAAAAGGAACUUCUUGCAAUAUCAUCAUUAUUGAUACCUAAAUGUUUAGUUUAGACUACUUAGUUUUUAUUGUUUUAGGUUAGCCCCAUUGUUGAUUCUGAUGCUAACAAUGCUUCUAUCCUACCUGAAGUGCCAGAAGAUCCUUCUGACAGUAGAAUUGAGCAUAAGGAAGCUGGUAGUAAACCUUUAGACUCGUUUAUUGACAGCUUGGCUAGUAAAAGCUUUGAUCAGGUUUCUCCAGAACGUAACAACUCCUUCCCUUCCAAUUCAACUCCAUGUAAUCAGAAUGUAAGCUGAAGUUAAUUUAAAAAGAUGUUUUACUUUAUUUGAUUGAUUAGUUUUGUAUGAUCAGGAAGCUGCUUGUUCAUUGAAUUAAGUUUGCAGAGUGACAGAAUAGUAGAUUACGAUGAGAGAAUAGAUCUGUCUUCGUUCACCCACGAUGAUAGUAAAAACUCAAGUAAUAAUGACUUAAAGUUGGAGGAAGAGGAACGACCUUUGAAUCGGUUUCUCAAAGAUUUGGCCACGAAAUCAUUACUCAGCAAACAACAGUCAGUGCCAGUUCUCGAGAACACUUCCACUAUCCUUUCUAAUUCUAACUCAACACCUCAAUUAACAAACACAAGUAAUGUAAGUGACUAAAUUUGAAAACCUAUAAGUUUUUUUUGGCUUUGUAAACCUAAAAUAUGAAAGGUAAUGUAAAUUAUUUAUGUGGUAUACCUUUCUAGAAUACCCCAACUUUACAACAGUUGAAAGGCGGGGCCGUGAUUGGUCUGACGGCCAAACAAGAACAAGAUCGGUUGAACCGACGCCAACAGCUGGCUGAAAUCAUGUCCAAGAAUCGAGAAGCCAACGGAAGCGGAUCCGUGCUUACGGCCCCGCCAACGUUGACGGCCGUCGAUGGAAUGGAACGGAUUCGCGAGUUGAUAAACCGCAAAUCGCGCGGCUCCCCUAACUUAAUGUCCACCAGUGCCAUAAGCAGUGGCACGACGUCUCUCGCAGAUGAACUUGCAAAUCUGCAGCUCAAUUCCCCUUAA
Messenger RNA from Bursaphelenchus okinawaensis, 2883 nucleotides. The record is from the annotation of a GenBank genome assembly. Lineage: Eukaryota; Metazoa; Nematoda; Chromadorea; Rhabditida; Aphelenchoididae.